UCGUACACAACGCCUUCCCCCUCCCCUCCUCUCCUUUCCUCUCGCCCACCGGAAUCCUCCUCCUCCGCCCCUAGGCAAGGCAAGGCUAGGAUUGCCGCCCGCCGGAAUAUCUCCCCCACCGCCGCCGCCCUCCCGCCGGCCCACGGGAUUGGAUUCGCCUCUUUACAAGGCCUAUCCUGCCCUCUCUACUACCACCCUUAUCGAUCUCUAUCUGGUUUCCUUUACCUUUCGAUUUGAUUCAACCACAUCGAAAUCGAUUCUAUCUCUACCCGCGACGCGAUGACCACCUCCUACCGGAUCUAACCUCGAUUGGUGGAUGUUAACUGCUAGUUCCCUGUGUUGCUAGUAUGUUCUCUUCAUCCUUCACUCAUUACAUGUCAUCUAAAAGGGUUCAUCGGUCAUCAUCCAGCUACUAUAUUCACAACUCGUGUGAUGGAUGUGCUUACGUGCUUUCCAGUGCCAUGGGAUCGUAUUGUGGCCUUCAUCUUGGUUUCUCCACCAAUGUCCGUGGGGAGGAACCAUGGCCAACAAUGGAAUUAUGUUCUUCUUGUUGCUGGAGCACCGUUAUCUUCUUCUCCUAUUAUUUUCUGUUGCCGCCUUCUUCUGUGCCAACCAGCCACACCAGCAGAAGUUGUGCUUCGACUGAUGGUGGCGGGAAGCACAAUUAAUUGUGCCCUUCAUUUCAGAGCAUGCCGAAAAAUCUCCUUCCCCUCUUCAGAUUUAUACUUACUGCCAACAAUGAUGAGUACCAUACAUGCUAAUCGUAUAGCUCCUUUAAUAGCGAGUUACUAACAAAGGAGUUUAAUUUUAUGCCCUCCAUGGGGGCUUAUUUUUAAACGAAUUGAUUUUAUAGUUAACGUUCGCAUCACUCAACCAGGAUGUAUGCUUUAAGAAAUAUAACAUGAUUGCCAUGUAAAACGCCUGAUGCACUAUUAUCAUAUUUCUUGAUGAGUUGGGUCCUGAAGAAACAUUUUUUUCAGUUAAAAUAGCCAUCCAUCAAACUUUUUUUUUGUUAAAGAAAAUAAACUAUGGCUGACAAGAUUUCCAUGUUCUUAAUUGCUUUCAGUCUGGAGUGCUUUCUGAUCUCUAAGACUAGUGUUCUCGUAGGCUAGGUGGUCACAGUAGUUUAACAUGAUGUCCAUCUAGUAUAACAGGACUCGUAUUUUUUUUCUAUAAUUGAUGCUAAGAUUUAUAUAUCUUCUCUUAUCUUUUGUUUUAGUUAGUCAACAUUUUAGCCUUACAAGCAUAGUUUGUCGUAUCCUUUUUGGAAAAUAAACGGCCUAUACUUUUCUGUUGAUAUCUGAGGAGGUGUAUGGCCUGCGUCAAAUUUAUUCACCUGUGGUACAAAGGUUUUAGCUAGAAUCUCGUGGGUUGGCUAUGAAUGAUAUGUGCAAGAAUAUAUAAUUGUUCCAGACAUAAAUUAAAUAUUGCCUGUCUCUUGUACUCUUUAUAUAUACAUCUUUAUGCCAUCUUUAUUCCUUUUUUUUUCCUCUUGGUCUCAGGUGUAUUUCACUUACUCUUUUGGAUAGCAUGGCUUAUAUCGGAACUACCUCUAUGCUAACAUUGUCUAGGUCUCAUUAGCUAGAUUAACUUAACUGUUUUCACUUAGUGGUGUUAGUCUGUAAAGAAAAUGAAUACCCAGUCUUAGUUGAGUCUUUUGUAAAAAAAAAAAAUGGAACCAAAGAAUGCAAUUGCACUGGAUGAACAUGUGCUGGAUUCUACUAUCCGCAAGAGGAAGCGUGUGGGUGCUACUCAAUGUGCUGAGGCCAAUGACGCCCCCAACCUCUCUCAGAAUGGUCCAAAACAGAAUCUCGCUUUAUUUCCUGAUUCGACUGGACAUAAGAAGUCCAAGAUGAUGUGCUCUGCCGAUGACAUUCUGGAGAGGUACAAUAACUUCAAGAUAAGCGGGAUGCCUGUUCGUGUGAUGUCUCACCAACAUGGUGGAUGGAGAGACUUCCCAGAGGAUGUUGUCAAUUCGGUACAGCAGAGCUUCCAGUUGAAGAGGCCAAUUACUAGUGCAGUAUUCCAGAACAGGCACAUCCUGUUGGACUUCAUGCAGAUGGUUUGUUUAGAUUCUGUGAUGGCCAUAAGCAAGCCAAUUGCUUGGAUCGAUGAUCAUGGUAAAUGCUUCUCUCCGGAUUCAUGUGCUGGAGUAAUACCAUCUGAACCUCUGCAGCAUGGAAAAAAUGAGUUCUUGAAAAGUUUUCAUGAUCUAAGCAGUAGUUAUGAAGCUCAUGAACAUGAUGGGAUGUCUGCAGCUGAAAGCUCAAGUUCAGCGUCUUUUGAUGCAGUGCUUUCUGAUGUUCAGGAGGUCAAUAAUGUAGUGGAGGACAAACAGAAGGUACUCAAUGAAAGUGGUGAAGUUUCUGGGGAAAAUAAAAAGGGCCAUUUAAGCCAUAUGAAUGAAACUGCUGAUGGGGCCAUGCAAGCUCCUCGUAAUAAUCAAAGUGUCCAGCGUGCUGAUUCAGCUGUUCGGAAUUUGUUGUUUCAAGGAUCAGGCCAUCUAUUUACUGAAAAAGACAUCAUCGGUAUUUAUAGAACCCCAAUGCUAGAUCAACUUGGGAGGUCCCGUUAUAGUCUUUUCCAGAAGGAGGUACAAGUCACAAAAAAUCAACGGGGAAAUGCAAAUGAGCGUUAUGCAUGGCUUGCUUGCACUAAGGGUACUAUGGAGGAGAUGAUGAUGAAUGGUGCUUUGGAAAUAGCAAAACCUCUGCAGGGUCCAAUGUAUGGUGUUGGGGCUCAUCUUGCUCCAGCAAACUCCUCCAAUAUCUGUGUUGGUUUAUCUGAUAUUGACGAAAAUGGAAUCAUAAGGAUGAUGUUGUGCCGUGUUAUAAUGGGGAAUGUUGAGGUGGUUUUCCCUGGAUCAAAUCAAUGCCAGCCAACCAGUGAAAGUUUUGACAGUGGUGUGGAUGAUCUCCAAAGGCCAAAGCAUUACAUCAUAUGGGAUGCUAAUGUGCAUAAGCACAUUUAUGCUGAAUAUGCUGUUAUUAUCAAAGUACCUUACAUGAACAAUGGAGAUACUGCAUCCAAUAUCUCUGAGAUAAGAAAUUCUGGUGCACUAGACAAUCCAACCAAGGAUGACAGUCUACAGACCAUUGCGUCUUCAGGUGAUGAACAACAAGCAUGUAUGCUUGGGCGUGCUCCAAGUCCAAGGUCUCCUAGUUCACCUUGGAUGCCCUUUUCAAUGCUUUUUGCUGCUAUUUCCGCUAAAGUACCCCGUUCGGACAUGGAUCUGGUGCAUAAAUAUUAUGAAGAAUUCAAGAGGAGAAAGAUAAGCAGGCCUGACCUAGUGAAGCAGCUGAGACAGAUUGUUGGUGACAAGCUUUUGGUUUCUACAGUAGUGAGACUUCAGCAGAAGUUGCCACCCAUGGCAGCAACUGAACAAGCGCCAAGAGCACCUGGAAGGGGAGGAGGUGCUAGUCCGUAAUUAAAAAUGACAGUUUGCCGACAUAACAAGCUGUGGAGGAGUCGGGUUGAGCAAAGAGAGCUCAAGGAAAUGUGUGUAAAACGUUUGUGCCGUAAUGCACAGACUUUAGCUCUUGACAAACAAAACUAGUCUAAACUUCCUUGUUGACAACAUGUUGUUUGGUUGUAUAACCAUGCAUGGUAUUCUCGACUACCGGCUGUAGUGUUGUUCUUUUUCGCCGUCAAAUGUAGCUGCGGCUUGAAUUCAUCAAUAUCUCCUGUGGAUAUUUCGUUCCCGUUUCUUGCAGCUUGUGUA
This is a messenger RNA of Oryza sativa Japonica Group (Japanese rice), 3721 nucleotides long. RefSeq names its product probable inactive poly [ADP-ribose] polymerase SRO1. NCBI's taxonomy places the organism in Eukaryota, Viridiplantae, Streptophyta, Magnoliopsida, Poales, Poaceae. The record is from RefSeq and is a predicted model, not a curated record. Gene Ontology annotation, molecular function: NAD+ poly-ADP-ribosyltransferase activity.